Molecule: messenger RNA, 2021 nt
Organism: Telopea speciosissima
Lineage: Eukaryota; Viridiplantae; Streptophyta; Magnoliopsida; Proteales; Proteaceae
Product: pentatricopeptide repeat-containing protein At3g29230
Exons: 1
Coding region: 21-1862 (613 amino acids)
Biological process (GO): RNA modification
Molecular function (GO): RNA binding; protein binding
Source: RefSeq, a predicted model, not a curated record
CUACUCACUCUCUGUGUUUCAUGUCUCACUCUCACAUGACCUUAGCAGCUGUAGAUACAUUUUUAAUGUCCACGGCCAUUCGAACUCCCACAUGGGUUUCAAGACGAAGAUUGUUUGAACAAAAGCUCGCGGAGCUUCAAAACUGCUCGAACCUCAGAGAACUGAAGCAAAUUCAAGCCCAAAUCUUCAAAGCCAAUCUCCAUCAAGAUCCUUUUGUGACCCCAAAACUUAUUACUGCGUUUUCUCGGUGUCGCCAAAUGGUAUUAGCAAUGAACGUAUUCAAUCAAAUUCAGGAACCAAAUAUAAUUGUUUACAAUACUCUCAUUAGAGCCUACACCCAAAACUCCCAGCCCUCUUUAGCCUUCUCCAUCUUCUUCGACAUGCAGAAGAGCGGCGUGAGCCCUGACAAUUUCACCUACCCGUUUCUUCUCAAGGCCUGUUCUGGCCAAUUUGCUUUUCGCCAAGUCCAGAUGAUCCAUUCUCUUAUUGAGAAAUUUGGCUUCUAUGCCGAUAUCUUCGUACCUAAUUCGCUGAUUGAUACUUACUCAAAGUGCGGGGCCUGCGGUGUGGCUUCUGCGAGGAUUUUGUUUGCAGCAAUGGAAGAUCGAGAUGUAGUUUCCUGGAACUCCAUGACUGCUGCGCUGGUAAGAUCCGGUGACAUGAGUGAAGCUCGCCGGCUAUUCGAUGAAAUGCCUAACAAAGAUACUGUCAGUUGGAAUACCGUCAUUGAUGGGUAUGUUAAGGCUGGAGAAAUGAACACUGCCUUCGAGUUGUUUGAGAACAUGCCUGAAAGAAAUGUGGUCUCUUGGUCCACAAUGAUAUCGGGUUACAGCAAAGCCGGGGACAUGGACAUGGCAAGGCUGUUGUUUGAUAAGAUGCCGGUCAAGAAUUUGGUUGCCUGGACUGUCAUAAUAUCUGGGUACGCUGCGAAAGGACUUGCUAAGGAGGCAUUUAGACUGUACAAUGAAAUGGAGAUUGCUGGAUUCAAGCCUGACGAUGGUACUUUAAUUAGUGUCUUGGCUGCUUGUGCUGAAUCUGGUUUGUAUAGUUUGGGUAAGAGGGUUCAUAUCUCUAUUGAGAGGAGUAGACUGAUAUGUAGUACUCAAGUGUGCAAUGCGUUGAUUGAUAUGUAUGCCAAAUGUGGGAACCUACGCAAAGCAUUUAGAGUUUUUGAAGGGAUGGUUGAAAGGGAUGUUGUGUCUUGGAAUGCUAUUAUCCAAGGACUGGCUAUGCAUGGGCUUAGUGGGAGAGCUCUCCAGGUCUUCUCCAGGAUGAAACAAGAAGGUUUUGUACCUGAUGGAGUCACCUUCAUUGGUGUGUUGUGUGCUUGUACCCAUGCAGGUUUUGUCGACCGGGGCCGACAUUACUUCUCUACAAUGGAGGAAGAUUAUGGUGUUGUUCCCCAAAUUGAGCAUUACGGUUGCAUGAUUGACCUUCUUGGACGUGGGGGUCAUUUGGAGGAAGCAUUUGAGUUUGUCAAGAACAUGCCUGUGGAGCCAAAUGCAAUCAUCUGGGGCACCCUUUUGGUUGCAUGCCGAAUGCAUAACAAUGUGGGACUUGCAGAAGAGGUAGUUGAACAUCUUGUAAAGUUUGCACCCUCAGAUGCAGGGAACUAUGCAGUCUUGUCUAAUAUAUAUGCAGCAGCAGGCCACUGGGGCGAUGUUGCUAAGGUGAGGUUGCAAAUGAAAAAUACAGGAUCCCGAAAGCCACCUGGAGCUAGUUAUAUUGAGGUGGAUGAUGAGGUUCAUGAAUUUACUGUGCAAGAUAGAUCACACCCUGAGGCAGAAAGGAUAUAUAAGAUGAUAGACAGAUUGGGUCAGCAUCUUAAGCAAGUGGGCUAUGUACCUAAGGAACAUUUCUAAAUUGUGACAUGAAAACCCAUUUGAUGGUGUCGAGUUGCGGAUCUAAAAUCAGAGCAGCAUUUCGAAGUAAAGCCUGCAGUGAACCUUGCCUACUGGAGGGCAGAGGAGAUGGGAGCAGUUAAAACAGAUACCUCUUUUUAUAACUGUACACGACCAAGG